Molecule: messenger RNA, 492 nt
Organism: Drosophila ficusphila
Lineage: Eukaryota; Metazoa; Arthropoda; Insecta; Diptera; Drosophilidae
Exons: 1
Coding region: 134-478 (114 amino acids)
Source: RefSeq, a predicted model, not a curated record
UAAAUUUUUACAUUUUCUUUACAUUUUCCAGCAAUAAGGUGUUGACUGUCAUUGAGAUCAUUUGAAUUUUUCAAAAAUUAAAAUCUGUUUUUCUUCUCUUAAACUAAAAAUAAUUCCCUGGAAUAUCAGCAACAUGUGCGAAGUGCAGAAACUACUCGAUGGCCUCUGCCAGACUUUUGACAAUCACAAGAAGUUGCGCAGCGUGGAAAUGGUCAAGAUCCUGAAUCGCGUUCGCUGCUGUGAGUGUGGACACCAAAUGAGGCUUGCUAAGGCCCAGCAGAUUAAGUCUGAAUACCAGAAAUCAAAAUCUCAGGGCCAAACCCGAAAACUUCUGGUCGCCUGUUUCGGAUUGCUGUUCCUCAUCUACAUUUACGCAAUCUACGAGGCUCGAAGGUAUAAUCAUAAAAGGGCUUAUGGAAGUAGUGCCUGCGGAUCAACCUUUUUCUACAGCAACAACAACUGUGAUGUGUUCUACUAGGAAAAUAGUUCUCA